Bactrocera dorsalis (oriental fruit fly) is the source of this 784-nucleotide messenger RNA. RefSeq lists its product as uncharacterized. Lineage: Eukaryota; Metazoa; Arthropoda; Insecta; Diptera; Tephritidae. Bases 151 to 678 code for a protein of 175 amino acids. The transcript has 2 exons. The record is from RefSeq and is a predicted model, not a curated record.
UUAAGCGCCGAGCAACUGCAUGCGAUGACCUUUGGCUGUGACAAAACUCAAAACUCUAACGGGUAUAAAUACGCAUUCAAUAGCCGACAUAGAUAUUAUCAAACUUUGACCGUUGUGGUGUAAACAGCUCAAGCAAUCAACAAACAAAAAAUGAAAUUCUUCGUUGCCGUAUCCUUCGCCUUGCUGGCUGUCGCAGCUGCCGAUGUCUCACAUCUCGGUGGUGGUGGCUACAAUUACCCUGCUCCCAUUCAUGAGGAAGUUAAAUCGGAACCAAUUGUACCACAAAACACUUACAUCCCACCCGCACCACCAGCACCAGCACCAUCCCAAGGCUACAACUAUCCAGCACCAGUGCACGAGGCCGUGAAAUCGGAACCGAUUGUACCACAAAACACCUAUAUCCCUCCUCCAGCACCACAAAACACUUACAUCCCACCCGCCGCACCUGUGCAAGAAGCUGUCCUCUCCGAACCAAUUGCGCCACCACAAAACACAUACAUUCCACCACCAGCAGCACCACAGAACACCUACAUCCCACCGGCACCAGUUCAGGAGGCGGUGCUCUCGCAACCAAUUGCUCCACCACAAAACACCUAUCUUCCUCCAUCAUCCUCCCUUGGUCAAGACGGUUACCGUUACAAGACCGUUCGUCGUGUUGUCUACAGACGCCGUUUCUAGAUCAGUCCACCGCUGUUGAUUGUUUAUUGUUGUUAUUAGUUAAUGUUGUUAAUGAGGAAUGUACCUGAAUAAUGCUUGAGUUCAAAAUAUAAUUGUUGGAAAUGUA